Molecule: messenger RNA, 388 nt
Organism: Drosophila rhopaloa
Lineage: Eukaryota; Metazoa; Arthropoda; Insecta; Diptera; Drosophilidae
Exons: 1
Coding region: 108-338 (76 amino acids)
Source: RefSeq, a predicted model, not a curated record
UCUAAGCCUCGGCAUUUUAAAUUUUUGGAAAAAUAUUUUACAAAUAAAUUUUUUAGCAUAAAUUAUCCAUUGAAUAUUAUUUACUAACAAGUGACUGCAUCUAAACAAUGCUGAAGGUUCCGAACCGACUCAAGAUGCCUGUGGCCGAGCAACAACCUCGGAUUGUUAAGAUAGAGCGACCUACGAGAGGAAUGAGACUCAGUCCCCUAAAAAUGUCGAUCGUUCAGCCACAGUCCUUAUUGCCCAAGGACAGCCCAAAUGUAGCUGAGGACCUGAAAAAUCGAUUGCUGGCUCUGCAAAGGCGUGUCGAGGAGUGGAAAUCCUCAAGCAAGCCCUGAGAUAAAGUGUAAAGCUAGGGGAGAUACUCAUUUAAUAAAUAACUUAAAUC